This is a messenger RNA of Caenorhabditis remanei, 1131 nucleotides long. RefSeq lists its product as uncharacterized. The coding region runs from base 1 to 1131 and encodes 376 amino acids. Gene Ontology annotation, cellular component: acetylcholine-gated channel complex. The record is from RefSeq and is a predicted model, not a curated record. NCBI's taxonomy places the organism in Eukaryota, Metazoa, Nematoda, Chromadorea, Rhabditida, Rhabditidae. The transcript has 8 exons.
AUGACAUACCCAGAUCCAAGAACAAAUUCCACAGAUUGCAAUGUCCCACAUGAGGGAACGUUAUGUGACCCGGACCAUAUUUUAACAGACACAUGGCGACAAACCAUUCUGGAGAAUAUUGAACAACACAUGGCUAAACUGGAAGAUGCAAAAAUUCACUAUACCGAAGAUGCGAGCCCGGAAUGCAGCUCAAAUAGCAGCGGAUCUGUGCAGAUAUUUUUGAUACUCGCUAAGAGAAUACAUGCUGCAAGCAACCAGAGUAUCACUACCAAUGAUUUGACUCAAUUCGGUCAUGGCAUCCGUGAAGCAUUCGGCUUGGAUAGUAUGCCUUGUAAAAACUAUGUACUUGUUCUUGGUGUCGAGUUGGCAAAAGAAAUUUAUGUAUGGACAGGAGCAGACCUUGCCAUUCCAAAAGAGGCUCUAGAUAAUGCACUGGCUCAGUACAAAAAAUUGUUCACUGAGAGAAAUUACAUGGAGGGGUUGAAUAAAAUUGUUGAUGAGAUUAGUUCGCUUCUCAUGGAUCCCUACAAGGAGUACUCUACAACAUUGGCUCCCGAACUGUCAACGGAAGACACUUCCGGAACAACUUUGGAAAUGUCUAGCCCAUCUAAUCAGACAGAAACCGUGAUUCCGACAUGGAUGUACGUAGUCAUCACACUUUGUGUCAUCAUCACCGUUCUCGUUGUUGUGUUUUUUGUUUUAUUUAUUAUCAAGUAUCUCAGAAGUCGUUCAAAAUCUGCUCAAAUCUACCCGAUAGAAUCAAAUCAAAAGACUGGACCAAUAUUUAAUGUGAUCCAAAAACAUGACAGCAAUGAUAAUGAAAACUAUCAACUGGAAAGAGGAAUAGUUAUGAAUAGAAGAUUUAGCAUUGAUUCUGAAAAUAGUCAUCAACCGAUAAGUGAGCACAGUGAAUGCACUGCAGAUGCAAGUUCAAUUAUAAGUGUCGAUAACACUGCAGUAGAAGUAGAACAUCACAAUGGUUUUGAGACAAUCCCACCAGAUACAAUGAUUAAUACUGCCAAGGUGACACUGGACGAUGGACAUCUCUCAACAGAUCGAGUGAUCGCCAGACGUAAUAGUGAUAUGCGAUUGGCUCCACCAUCAAUUGAAGACCAAUUUUCCUCUUUGUAG